CUUAAUCAUAACUUUCUUGGCUAUAGUUGCUGUUUAUCCUUUUGUGAUGCUCCUCAAAUGAUGUGUUAGAGAGAGUGAGAUCAAGCGGAAGAUCUCAUGAAACAAUCUUGCAAGAAAAAUUCUGGAACUUUUCAAUUUUUCUGUUUUUAUCAGAGUUAUGAUUGAAGGUUUUCAAAUUUUGCUAAUUACAAGUGUUUCAGAGAUAUCAAAUAUAGAUACUUCUUCUUUGAAAUAUCAGGUCUCAAUUGGGUUCGCUUUUGUAUGUGUAGCUUGUUGAACAGCUUGUCUUCUCUUCUCUUUCUAUAUCUUCUAUUCAACCAAAGAUAUCUUUGAUCCAGAUGAGACCUACAAGUUAGCAGAGUUCAUCACAGGAGUUUCAGACUCAAAAUAUUCCAGAAUAUACUCCUUUGCAGCACUUAUAAGAAGGACUAUGAUGAUUCUAGCCCUUAUCUUACUACAAAAUCUUGAUUCCUUUUAUCUAGCAUGAAUACUAUCAGCUAUCCAAAUUUUGUAUUUUCUUUUCAUGAUAUUUGCUCGACCAUUUGAAAAAGUAGAAAAUAACAUCAUUGAAAUUGUUAAUGAGUUUAUUUUCUUGACACUCAGUUUCUUCCUGUGAGUAUUUAACUCAGAAAGUGAAUGGACUCCAACUGUGACUAAGACUUUUAGCUUCAUAAUCCUAUCUAAUUCAUUGAUCAUCACCUUCAUCAUUCUCUUGACUCUUCUAAUAACAAUAGUAAUCAAAUGAUCAUCUAAAACAAAAUCUAAACUCCUACCCACCAAAAUAACCCCUACCACACUAGAAAGAGUCCCCAAAAGAUCCUACACCACUCACCAAGAGUCUGAAGUGUCCAUAAUCCGCAUCUCUGUUCGCACUUAAAAUCUCCAAUUCAACUCAAAAA
Molecule: messenger RNA, 899 nt
Organism: Moneuplotes crassus
Lineage: Eukaryota; Ciliophora; Spirotrichea; Euplotida; Euplotidae
Source: the annotation of a GenBank genome assembly